ACAGACCCAAUUUUGAAUCAAACAAAGAAGAAGAAAAAGAAGAAAAAUGAGGAGUUUAAUUUGUAACUGUUGUAAUAAGGAAUUUUUUGACGAAAAUGAGCAAAAAAUUCAUUACAAAUCAGAAUGGCACACUUAUAAUCUUAAACGCAAGGUUGCUGGAGUUCCUGGAUUGACAGAGGCACUCUUUAUAGCCAGACAGUCUGCACUUGCAGAAGAAACUCCAUUGCUAUAUAGUUGUGUACAUUGUGGCAAAGAAUAUAGAAGCUUUAAAGCUCAUGCUCAACAUCUGAAAUCUAAAACUCACUUAGCACGAGCUUCGCAAGAGACAGGUCAUCAUCACGAUGAUAAUAGCGUUAUUAGUGGAAGGGAUGAGAGCGAGUGGGAGGAGGUUGAUCAAGAGGAAGAGAUCGCGUGUGAAGACAAUGACUCGUUGAGGCAACUAAAGAUGAAUGGAAGUAGUACUAGUAAUGGUGUUAUGGAUGAUGAAGGUAGCGAUGUUGAUGAGUUGGAUCCGCGUUGUUGUUUCAUGUGUGAUUUGGAACACGAUACAGUAGAAAACUGUGCGGUCCAUAUGCACAAGAAGCACGGGUUCUUCAUACCUGAUAUCGAGUAUUUGAAGGAUCCUAAAGGCUUCCUCACCUACCUUGGUCUCAAGGUUAGAAGGGAUUAUAUGUGUCUGUAUUGCAACGAUAGAUGUCGUCCUUUUAGUAGUUUGGAAGCAGUUCGGAAGCAUAUGGAUGCAAAAAAUCAUUGCAAGGUGCAUUAUGGUGAUGGUGGUGAUGAUGAAGAGGCGGAAUUAGAAGAGUUUUACGACUAUAGAAGCAGCUAUGUGGAUGCAACUGGAAAGCAGGUUGUUUCAUCUGAAGAUUUUAACAACAAUGUAGAACUAGGAAGUGGUGGAUCUGAACUCAUAAUAACUACAAGAACCGAUGAUCAAUUGUCUGUUAAAUCAAUCGGUUCAAGAGAGUUUUUGAGAUAUUAUCGCCAGAAACCAAGGCCUACGCGUACUAAUGAUACAGCUAUAAGCUCUGGUUUAGCUUCAAGGUAGCGAAGCAUGGGUCUAGCAACUGUGUAAUCGAGGGAGCACAACGUUAAAAUGAAGGUGUUGAAGGCCAUGAAUAGAUGUGGUGUGGAUGCUAUGCACUCUGGGAUUGGCAGGAAAAGCAAUGUUAUUCGAAACCUCCCUAAAAAUAUACCAUAUUUAGUCUCUUCCCUAUGGAUUAUCUUGCAAUAUUUCCUACGAGUGUUAUAAUAUCUAUUAGUGUGUAUAGUUUUCGAAAGGCAUAAUACAUAAACAUGCCUCUUAUGUAUGAAUGUUUGGUAACCACACACCCCCAACCCAGAAAAAUAAAUAAAUAAGGCCAAAAGGUUUAAAAACCUCAAAGUUAUAAUGAGAUAGAGAGUGGUGAAGUCUCCUACAUGAACUUACGAAUAAAUACUACACAACGUGGUCUUUCGAAAAAAAGAAGGGAAAGAUGAAUCAAGGAUCCUCCUACAAUAGCUUAAAUUUCUUCUUGAAGUAAAGCUAAUAUACAACAAUUUCAGGUCUACAGACUGCCUGGUCUACAUAUAUCAUCACUUACCUCUUUGCUCUGGUGGUCUUUCGAA
Messenger RNA from Solanum tuberosum (potato), 1608 nucleotides. Its product is annotated as zinc finger protein 622. The transcript is spliced from 5 exons. Gene Ontology annotation, biological process: ribosomal large subunit biogenesis. The coding region runs from base 47 to 1048 and encodes 333 amino acids. Lineage: Eukaryota; Viridiplantae; Streptophyta; Magnoliopsida; Solanales; Solanaceae. The record is from RefSeq and is a predicted model, not a curated record. Gene Ontology annotation, cellular component: preribosome, large subunit precursor.